This is a messenger RNA of Monoraphidium neglectum, 192 nucleotides long. RefSeq lists its product as hypothetical. The annotation marks the transcript as partial. The transcript has a single exon. NCBI's taxonomy places the organism in Eukaryota, Viridiplantae, Chlorophyta, Chlorophyceae, Sphaeropleales, Selenastraceae. The record is from RefSeq and is a predicted model, not a curated record.
UGGGGCUGGGGCGCCGCGGCCAGGUGCAGGACGGGGGCCGCGGGGCCGGGCGCGGGGCGCGGGGCGGACACGCGUGCCCCCGCAGGUGCGCGCGAGGUCCCACGCAUCCCCGAGAUGCAGGACGGCACGCUUGGCUACACGCCCCUGCGCACGCCUGGCAGCGGGGGCCGCGCGGGCCGGCGCGAUCGCUAG